Molecule: messenger RNA, 753 nt
Organism: Cordyceps militaris CM01
Lineage: Eukaryota; Fungi; Ascomycota; Sordariomycetes; Hypocreales; Cordycipitaceae
Product: short-chain dehydrogenase, putative
Exons: 3
Coding region: 1-753 (250 amino acids)
Source: RefSeq, a predicted model, not a curated record
AUGUCUCUCGAAGGAAAAGUCGCUCUCAUUGCCGGCGGAGUCAAGAACCUAGGCGCCGCAAUCGCGCGGGAGCUCGCGGGGCAGGGCGCCAGCCUGGCGCUGCACUACAACUCGGCCGCGUCCAAGGACGACGCCGACGCGCUCGGCCGGGCGUUUGCCACCGAGUAUCCGUCGGUCCGGGUCAAGUUUUACCAGGACGACCUGACGACCGAGGCGGCGGUGGAGAGGCUCUUCCAGGCGGCGCAGGCGGACCUGGGCCGGAUCGACAUUGUGGUCAACACGGUGGGCAAGGUGCUGAAGAAGGCGAUUGGGGAGAUAAGCGAGGCGGAAUACGAUUCGAUGUUUGCCAUCAACUCCAAGGCGGCCUUCUUCAUCCUCAAGGCAGGCAGCAAGUACGUGGCCGACGGGGGCAAGAUCAUCACCAUUGUGACGGCGCUGCUGGCUGCGUUUACGGGCUUGUACACGUCGUAUGCGGGCUCCAAGGCGCCGGUCGAGCACUUUACGCGGGGCGUGGCCAAGGAGCUGCAGCCGCGGCUGGUGAGCGUGAAUGCGAUUGCGCCUGGUCCCAUGGACACUCCCUUCUUCUACCCGCAAGAGUCGCCAGAGGCCGUGGCGUUUCACAAGAGUCAGGGCUUGGGCGGGCGGUUGACAGAGGUCCGGGACAUUGCGCCGCUGGUGAGGUUCCUGGUGACCGAGGGCGGCUGGAUCACGGGCCAGACGCUGUUUGCCAACGGGGGCUACACGACCCGAUGA